AUGGCGUCUUCGCUGCAUCCGCAAGCCUUCCGGUCGGGCAUCAGCAGUUUCCCGUCACCGGUGAGCGACGUCACCUUGGUCUCGCAGAAGGUGGACGCUACCUCGAGCGCGGACGCUGUCACUGCCACCUCUACCAGGACUAGCAAGAAACCCCACGAGAAACCCAGUUUAUUCAGCCGGUUAUUUCGCCGGAACCGCGUGGGGGACCAGCCCAGAGAAGGCUGCGAUGGAGGCGCUGGGGGCGAUUGUGAUAACAAUUCACAGGAACUCAGCAAGAGCCGCUUACUGUUUGUGAACGAUGUGCGUCGCACGAUGGCCUACGCUGCCUAUAUGCAGAAGAAUCACCACGGGGACCCGUACUGGACGAAUACCGUGUGCUCUUCCAAGUACACAACGCUCAAUUUCCUGCCCAAGUCGCUGUUCGAGCAGUUCCGUCGCGUGGCAAACUUCUACUUCCUCAUCAUCUCCCUCCUUCAGCUGUGUACAAACCUGUCUCCCACCAACGAGUACUCGACCAUCGGGCCUUUGAUGCUGGUGCUAACCGCGACAAUGAUCAAGGAGGGGCUGGAGGACCGAGCGAGGCAUCAGCAAGACUGGAUCGUGAACCACGGCAAGGUGGAGACGCUGAACGGGGAGCUGGAAGUAGGCGGCAAGAAGAAUGCGCAACCAGCAGACGAGUUCUCGCGCACGCUGCAGCUCGGCGACUUCCAGGCCAUUUUCUGGAAGAACUUACGCGUCGGCCACGUAGUCAAAAUCCACGACCAGGAACAGGUUCCAGCCGAUAUCGUCAUCCUGUUUUCAAGCCAGGACAAUGGCGAGGCAAUGUGCGAGACCUCGAGUCUGGACGGGGAGUCGAAUCUCAAAGUCCGCCACUGUGUAAAAUGGAGCCAAAUCGUGCCUCGGUCCCCGAAAGACUUUGCCGACACAAUCCACGGCGAGAUCCGAUGCGAAGCUCCGAACAAACGACUGUACAGCUUCGACGGCGUGAUGCGGAUCUCCCAUUCAAGGUUGCAGGUCGUCGGUGAGCCUCCAGCGCCGGCGGUGCAGUCACGACCGAUAGAAGAAGUACAGACAAGUCAAGGCUCAACGCCAGCAGCGGAGGAAAUCCCCAUCACAAUCGAGAACGUGCUCUUGCGUGGCAUGAAGCUCUGCAACACCAAGUGGGUCGUGGGGGUUGUCGUCGGAGGCGGAAACGAUACGAAGCUGGUGCAGAACAUGAAGGCGAUCCCCUCAAAGUUCAGUCGCCUGGAUCGCAUUGCCAAUCGCUGCAUCUUCCUCAUCUUCUCGGUGCUCUUCGGCGUCUGCUGCUUCAGCUCCGUCCAGGCCGCGCUGUUCGCUAUCAAAGUCCACAACAAGCCGAGCUACGCUGCGGCAGUCCCGUACAUCGAAAAGUUCCACCCCGCGUACUUCCUCGAGGCGUGGGUCACGUAUUUGAUUCUGUACAACAACAUGGUCCCGAUCUCGCUUUACAUCAGUCUCGAAGUGGUGAAGUGGUACCAAGCCAAGCGGAUCGAGAACGACCCGAAGAUGUAUUGCUCGACCACGGGUCGUGGCGUGACGGCGCGCACGUCCAACGUGAACGAGGAUCUGGGGCAGAUCAAGUAUAUCUUCAGCGACAAGACGGGCACGCUGACCAAGAACCAAAUGCUCUUCAAAGUGUGCAGCAUUGGCGGCAUCAUCUUCGACGGGUCCAACAUGCACCUUCGUCGAGCAGCUCAAGCUGGCAGUGACGAUCUCUCUGGUGGCAGUGACAUGAUGAUCAAGCUCGGAUCAUCCUCAGCCGUUCGAGGCGGAAGUGCCGGAAGAGACGGCAGUGCGGACGGAAGACGCAAGUCCAAGCACGUGUCGGUCACGGAAAAGGAUGUGCGGUCGUAUACGCAGAUGAUCAAGUUCGUGGAGAACCCGACCCGAUUCUCUGGCAAAGAGGUGCAUGCGGUUGAGCUGGCGCGACCAUUCUUCCGGUGUCUGCUACUGUGUCACUCGGCUUCUGUUGCAGUGGAGGAGAGCGCGGCGUCUGCAGAUCAGUCGGGAGACACUCGAAGCGCUACGGGACGUACUCGAAGUGAAAGCGCAGACGGGAGUAUGCGAGCCGAAAGUCGACGUCAGAGUGGAGUCAAUUCCUUUACCAGUAAUCAUGCAGCAGGGGAAGCUUCGGACGCUUUCCCCUCCCUCAAAGGAGACCGGAAGUUCUUUGGUUCCUCGCCUGAUGAAGUCGCGUUACUCAACGCUGCGCUGGAAUUCGACUGCGUCUAUGAACGACGAGAUGGUGACGUGAUUCACAUCCGGUUGUUCGGCAAGAGUGAGUCGUACCAGCUCCUGGCAUUGAACGAGUUCGACAGCACGCGCAAGUGCAUGUCCGUCGUCGUCAAGAAGCUGAACCGCGACGACUCGGACGGACGGCGUCAGGACUUGAAGCUCGCUCGUGUUCGCGACACUCUGGGGGAUUUGGACCACGCCUUGGAGACUGAUCUCGACGCGCUGAGUAGCGACUCCGAGUCGGAGGAUCAAGAUAUCCUCGUCUUCUCAAAGGGAGCGGACACCGUCAUGUUCGCCAACGCCUGCAAGGAUCAGGACAUCAGCAAGCUGGCUCUGCACGUCCACUACUUUGCCGCAAUGGCGCUACGCACACUGUUGCUUGGUUAUCGAACGCUGUCCAUGGCGGAGUAUCUCGAGUGGAAAUGCGAGUUUGACGCAGCAAAGAAGGCGCUAUCUAACCGCGAGCAACUGUGUGUGGGGGUCGCCAGGCAGAUUGAAAAGUCGACCAGACUGCUGGGUGCUACUGGAGUCGAGGAUCUGCUUCAGGACGGCGUACGCGAGUGUAUUUCUCAAUUGUCCCUCGGAGGUAUCAAUAUCUGGAUGCUCACAGGCGACAAGGACGAAACUGCGAUCUCCGUAGCGCACAUGUGCGGCCUCAUCGGUCCCAAGAGCAAGAUGAUCAUUAUCAAGGGGAAGAAUAAGCAAGACUGUCUCGAUGAGAUCGCUAAAGCUCGUCGGAAGCUGAAGAGGGAGGGCGUUUGGGUCCCUGGCGUCGCAUCGCAGGACAUUUCGCUGGUGAUUAAUGGCGAGGCACUCGAGCACCUGCUAGCAGACGCAUUGACGUCAAGCACGAUCAAAGCUCAAUCGUCUUACGUCAGCUCAAACCAAGUGGCUCCACACUCGAGCAACACCAGCCACUCAGACCCGGCCUUCCACGCCAGCGCCACUAUGGACAUGCUACGAAGCGAGCGGGAUGCACAUGGAGGGCGCUUGAGCCGCUCGAUGUCUUCAAAAUCCAUGGGAAAUCUCCCUUUCCAAGCGGCUCAGAUGGUGCAGAACUCGCGGCAUCGCUCGAGUUCCAGGCCGGGAACAACUAGAUCCUCGAUAACGGAAACCAAUGGCGGCGCACAAUUGGCGCACGAAUUGUUUCUCGAGCUUGCGUCUCAGUGCCGAACAGUGGUGGCCUGUCGGUUGAGCCCCAUGCAGAAGGCCCAAGUGGUGAGCUUGAUGAAGUCUGCACCUGGUACACCACUCACGUUGGCAGUGGGAGACGGUGGCAACGACGUGAGUAUGAUCCAAGAAGCUCACGUGGGUAUCGGCAUCUACGGACACGAAGGAAUGCAGGCAGUACGCGCUGCCGACUUCGCUAUCGUCACUUUUCGUGACUUAUCGCGACUUUUGCUGGUGCACGGACGCUGGAAUCACCGUCGAGUGGCGCGCGUCAUUUUGUUCUCCUUCUACAAGAACAUGGCGCUGAUCAUGACGCUCUUCCUCUUCUCCUUCUUCAACGGGUACUCAGGCCAAACCCUGUACGAGUCGUACUUGAUGGUCGGGUGGAACGUGCUGUACACGAUCCUGCCCAUUUUCGUGCUUGGAAUCACGGACGAGGACAUUCGGGACAGCGCCGUCAUGCGCUUCCCCUUCGUCUACCGCAGCUCUCUCAGACGGAGCGAGCUGAGCAUACGCGGGCUGAGCUUUUGGGUCGUGAACGCGCUGUUCCACUCGCUGCUGGUGUUUGUUUUCGUUAAGAACGCGAUGGGAAUGGUCUCGUCAAGACACAGCCACGCCAACGGAUUAUUCCCUGAUGGAACAGCAGUCUACGGCGCUCUCAUCAUCACUGUGACUCUCAAGGCGUCGCUGCACAUGCAGUGCCUGCAUCGCUGGACAAGGGCGCAUUACAUCUCCCUGUUCGGAGGCUUCGUCGUGUACAUUUUGUUCGUCGCCGCGUACUCGCAGGCGUAUCGGAUGUUCCCCACGUUCGACGUGUUCCGCGAUUUCUCUGGUCUCGCGCAGAUCCUCUUCUCGGAGAUGCUCUUCUGGGUGCUGCUCUUCUUCACGUCCGUGACCUGCAUCUGCUUCGACUUGACCAUCAUGUACCUGAGGAAGAUGUACUUGCCAACGAGCAACGACAUUAUCCUCGAGAUCGACAGCGGACUGGGCGAGCUCCCUACGUUACCAGUUCGAAACGCUGAUGGAUCCGUCGACAAUAGGGCGGCAAAGCUGAUCUACAGCUCAUCAGGCCGGUCGGACGAGGGGAGCUACGCAGGGAUUGGUACGGGGAUAGCGGCAGGGGGAAGCGCUCGAUCGGAGAAGGGGGAGCUGGCGCCGUCACUCCUAGAGGGCGAGUGGAGUCAGCAGUUCCGCGACUUUGACCUCCCUACCGAGCACGACGAACUGUCCAAGCAGCUCGUGUCAAUACAACGAGAGCUUGCUCAGGAGAUCGGACACCCGGAUCCUCUCAGCCAGGAAGACGACGCGCACAGCUCUCGGGCCCUACGCGUUCAGCCUCCCGUUCACCCGCUCACGCUCGAGUUUAUGGGCGAAGAGCACCAACGCCUCGAAGAGGAGUACGAGUACACGUUCGCCUUCCGAGAGCGGAGCCGUGUGAUCUUGUGCCUGAAGGUCAUGGCGUUUAUGAUCCCGCUCUACGCAGUCUACGAAGUGCUCUGGGAGCGCGAGACUUCGUACAUCUGGAUCCGCGUGGGCUACUUCGUGUGCGACCUGCUCUUCAUGCGCUUCGCCCGUACCAGGUUCUUCGUUCAAAACUACCAGCUCUCGAUCCUGCUGCCGUACUCCAUGAUCGGCAUGGCGCUUACGCUGACCAUCUCCGACACGGGCAAGUUCGCUGCAGCGCUCUACCCCGUCGGUCUCUUCGUGGUCAUCCGCGUCAAAUUCCUUUACGCGCUGAUGCUGUCGAUCUACAACUUUGCCUUCUACAUGCUGGCGGACAGACUCAACUCGCUCGACUACGAGAACGGCGUGGACGUGUCCGACCUCAUGCUCUUCGCGCUUUACUUGGUGUUUGUCAUCGCCUUCGGGUCCUACGCGUGCUACUCGCUCCAGAUCACCAUGCGACGCGAUUUCCUGCAGAGCCGCUCGCUGCUCAUCGAGCAGAAGCGGUCGACCCAGAUCUUGAAGAACAUGCUGCCGGAGCACGUCGUCCAGCGCAUGCAGAAGGGCGACACUCUGAUCAGCGAGGACGAGCAGGACGUGACGAUUCUCUUCUGUGACAUCGCCGACUUCGCCUCGUUCGUCAACCGCUUCAGCCCGACCGAGGUGGUCUCGCUCCUCGACCGGGUGUACUCACUCUUCGACCAAAUCUGCCAGAAGCACGGCGUCCGCAAGAUGGAGACGGUCGGCAAGACGUACAUGGCGUGCGCUGGCUUGCAAGGCAAAGACCAAGGGAGAGAGGCAGCUCUACGUGCAGUGUCGAUGGCAUUGGACAUGCUCUCGUGUCUUGAGAAGUGCCGAGCGUCUAAUGGCAACGGCAUCAAACUGCGCAUCGGAGUUCACUCCGGUCGAGUUGUCAGUGGACUCGUGGGCAUGAAGAAGCAGCAGUUCUCGCUCUUCGGUGAUACCGUUAACACGGCAUCUCGGAUGCAGUCGACAGGUAUCACGGGGCGCUGUCAAAUCUCCCAAGUGACGUACAAGAAGCUCGUAGGGCAUUUCAGCUUUGAAGAGCGCCAGAUUGACGUGAAAGGCAAGGGUAGUAUGACCACCUACCUGGUAGGCGACCCGCUGACGGAUGUGGCCCAAAUGGCGUGUCUCGGACAACUCGAGUUCAGCACCAAGCGCGACUCGGUUCUGAUGUCGCAGUCGGUGAUCAACGUGCGCCGCCCGUUUGAGCAGGACUUCUUGGUGGCGACCCGCAACCGGAUCCUGCACUCGGCUAGGCAGCGAUGGAAGAAGUACGACCCCAUCCGCAUGCUGCUCGGUACCCCACCCGAUCUCGCUUCAUUUGGGGGCACCGACACGAGCGAGAGCGUCGAGCAGCACAUGCUGACGGAGAUUCGGCUGCUGAAUAUGUGCUUCCGAGACGAGGAGAUGGAGAACAAGUACCUCGAGAAUACUCUGUCUGACCGAGUGGAGGGUGCACGCACUACGCUGCUCGCUCUGGCAGUGUACGCGUCGUUCACCUGCAUGCGCGAUCUGCUGGUGGAAAUCUUCUCGGUGCUCAGCUCGGACGCCCCGCAGAAGGAGAUCUCGGCCACGAUGUACGUCAUUUUGCUAUUCAUUCGCAGUCCGUUCGCCAUUGUGGCGAUACUCGUGGCGCGUCGCGUGCGAGACGAGUUCGUCUUCUACUCGGAAGUGAAGCUCCGCAACGUGCUGCUUGGGUUCUACCUCAUCGGGUUGUUCGUGUUCACCCUCGCUGAGGCGCUACUAUGGGGUUUGAAUUAUAAGGCCGACAUCGACACCUCGCCGAGAUACGUGAACUUGUGUCUGGACACGGUGCUGGCAAUGUUCGUCGUCUCCAAUGGGCGAUCGAUCCUGUACCGCCACGUCGUGGUGUUCAACGUCUUGGCGCUGGUGAUGGUGUCCAUCACCACGCUGGUCUCGCUGCAGGCGUAUCACCAGGACGCAGCCAAGUUCAACUCCAAGUUCAAGACGAGCUACCCGAUUGUCCUCACGUACUUCUCGGUGGUGGCCAACAUCAUCGCGUCACAGAGCGUCGAGUUUUUCACGAGGCGGCAGAUCUGGCUCAAGACCCGGACGCAGCUUGAGACGAUGAACGCCGACCGACUGCUGUACCAAAUGCUCCCGGCCGCUGUGGUUAUGAGGCUCAAAGAGGGCGAAAUGGUCUGCGACCAGCACCAGCAAGUGGGCAUCCUCUUCUCGGACAUCAAGGGCUUCACGUCCAUUGCGUCGCAAGCUGCCACCGCCCAGGUCGUCAACAUCCUCGCGUCGUUGUUUUGCGCCUUCGACAAGCUCACUGAGAAGCACGGAGUGUUCAAGAUGCAGACAAUCGGGGACGCGUACGUGAUCGUGUCGGGUCUGCCCUACGUCGAUAUGAGUCUGGGUCCCGGACUAGUGACAAGCUCCGCCAGCACCGCCGACAUGUCGAACGCAGACGCCAGCAUGUCCGUCGCGCCGGCUGGUAGUACUGGCAUUCCGGCGGGUAUCGCGUCGACAUUAGCUCGACUGUCUAGCAACCGCGUGCUCCCGUUAGAGCGGAAGAGCGAGAUCAUUGGAAAUGACGGCAAUCCUCGAGGCUCAGGAGCCAAACUCCGGUCGCAUUUACUGCGCAGAAGCACGCUGAAGCACAAACACCAAAUGCAUCUUCGCAACCACAUCCACGACCUGCUGGCCAUGGCGCGGGACAUGCACAAGGAGGUGCGCAAGGUGCAGGACCCGAACACGGGCGAGCGACUGCAGAUGCGCAUCGGAAUCCACGUCGGCAACAUCAUCGGCGGCGUGAUCGGCACCACGACACUGCGCUACGAUAUGUGGGGGCCGGAUGCUCUCACGGCCAACGAACUCGAGUCGAACGGCGUCCCCGAGAAGAUCCUGGUGAGCCCCAUCGUCCAGGAGGUGGUCAAGGACAUGAUCGACAUCCGCUGCACGUUCCACCGCAAGAUCAACUUCACCAACACGCCCAUGAUGGACACGUAUCUCGUCGAGUUCAUCGAGCCUGACGGCAGUGGGGGUAAGGGCGGCACGGCAGGCAGCGGCGGCAGGAUAAACAGCGGCAAGCAGCUGAACGAGCCCAUUCGACCCGGGUCCGUAUGCUCUGACGAUAGCAAGAAUCAUGCUGGUGCGGGCUCAGAGCCUACGUGA
Messenger RNA from Phytophthora sojae, 8031 nucleotides. RefSeq lists its product as hypothetical. Gene Ontology annotation, cellular component: plasma membrane. The record is from RefSeq and is a predicted model, not a curated record. Gene Ontology annotation, biological process: phospholipid translocation; intracellular signal transduction; cyclic nucleotide biosynthetic process. The coding region runs from base 1 to 8031 and encodes 2676 amino acids. The transcript has a single exon. Lineage: Eukaryota; Oomycota; Peronosporomycetes; Peronosporales; Peronosporaceae. Gene Ontology annotation, molecular function: ATPase-coupled intramembrane lipid carrier activity; ATP binding; ATP hydrolysis activity.